Elgaria multicarinata webbii is the source of this 4124-nucleotide messenger RNA. It is a transcript of the gene PCSK7, whose product is annotated as proprotein convertase subtilisin/kexin type 7. The coding region runs from base 802 to 3213 and encodes 803 amino acids. Lineage: Eukaryota; Metazoa; Chordata; Lepidosauria; Squamata; Anguidae. The transcript is spliced from 16 exons. Gene Ontology annotation, cellular component: trans-Golgi network; Golgi membrane. The record is from RefSeq and is a predicted model, not a curated record. Gene Ontology annotation, biological process: protein processing. Gene Ontology annotation, molecular function: serine-type endopeptidase activity.
AAAGCACCAGGGCGCUGGCAUUUCCAGCCGGAUGGAUGCCCGUCCCAGGCAGGGCUCGGGAAGGACAGUUGCCCCCCUCUGGAGGCCCUGGCGGGAUUCAGGUGCUGAUAGCAGGGUGUGGGGCCCAGAGGCUUCCUUGGGGACCAAAGUCAACCAGGCUCUGGUCAGGACGUGUCCCUUGGAUCAGAUGGCUGACGGAGCGGCUCCUGGGUGCCGGAUGCCGCUGCAUGUCAGCGCUACGGUGCCACAGGCAGGGAGAUUAAAGCUUUGCAGAGGCUUGAAUCUCAGCGUGGAACCCUGACCCCGCCUGUAGGAAGAGGACGUACUUUGGUAAUGCUCACAAGUUUUAUAGUUUGCCCCCUAAAAAAGUUCAUAAAAAGACUCUGCAGCUUCCUGUUUUGCUGCUGUAAUAAAGCCCUGAAAUUACAAGAUAAAUAUCAGGGAAGGGGCGCUCUCUGGGAGUCAUCCCAUGACGGUUGAAAGCCACCGCCCGUGUUAAUCAUUUGCCAAGAGCCUGCGACGCAUUUUGUUAGCCGGCUCACUCUUUCCUACACGGCGUAGCUUCAGUCCCAGGGGCCCUGUGGGGCAGACAGGUGUCGCUCCCAACUUAUCAAAGGCCUCUGGAAUAGGGUCCUGUUGCCAGGCUUCUGGCCACGACAGUUGCUCAGCUGCAUUUCCCCCCAAGCCGUUGUCCGGAAAGUAAUUAAAAGAGCAUUUCUUUUUCCUGUUUUGCUGUCUGCUGAAUUCCCGAAGUCUGCUAAGCGGCAGCAUUGCUGAGCACAACGUCAGCUUGCUUGUCGGAUGCCGCCCGGGAGGGGCGAGGGGCGGCCAUGGAGAGCUGUGAUGGAGGCUGUGCCGCGCCCCCCCACGUGCCUUUGGCUGAUGCCAGCCUGGAUCUCGUUGCUGUGGCCAAGUGGACUUGCCUCUGGGGCAGCGCUGCAGCCCGGGGCGGAGCCCUGCGGGGACGCCCGUUGCCCCGUGGCGCUGACCUGGGCGGUGCGCUUGGCUGUGCCCGAGGGAUUGCCUUCCUUCGAGCGGGAGCUGGACUGGCGGGCGGAGCAGCUGGCGAAGGAGGCCGGCCUCGUGAACAUCGGCCGGAUCGGUGAACUCAAAGGCCACUACCUCUUUGGCUACCGGCUGGCAAGCCCCCCCGCGGAUCCAGGCCUCGAGGCCGUCCAGCGCUCGGCGGAGGCGCUCUUCGCGCGGCACGACGGCGUGAGGUGGCACGCCCAGCAGAGCCUGCUCAAGCGCUCCAAGCGCAGCCUGCACUUUAACGACCCCAAGUUCCCCCAGCAGUGGCACCUGAACAAUCGCAAGAGCCCCGGGAUGGACAUCAAUGUGACGGGCGUGUGGGAGAGGAACGUGACGGGCCAGGGCGUGACGGUGGUGGUGGUGGACGACGGCGUGCAGCACACCGUCAAAGACAUCCAGCCCAACUAUAGCCCUGAAGGCAGCUACGACUUGAACUCCAACGACCCGGACCCCAUGCCCCACCCGGAUGAGGAAAACGGCAACCACCACGGGACCCGGUGUGCCGGGGAAAUUGCGGCCGUCUCCAACAACAGCUUCUGUGCCGUGGGAGUGGCCUACGGGAGCCGCAUCGCAGGGAUCCGCGUGUUGGACGGGCCGCUCACUGACAGCAUGGAGGCCGUUGCUUUCAACAAGCACUACCAGAUCAACGACAUCUACAGCUGCAGUUGGGGUCCGGACGACGACGGCAAAACGGUGGAUGGCCCUCACCAGCUCGGGAAGGCUGCCUUGCAGCACGGGGUGAUCGCCGGCCGCCGGGGCUUCGGCAGCAUUUUUGUGGUGGCCAGUGGCAACGGAGGCCACCACAACGACAACUGCAACUACGACGGCUACGCCAACUCCAUCUACACCGUCACCAUCGGCGCUGUGGACGAGAUGGGCUACAUGCCCUUCUACGCCGAGGAGUGUGCCUCCAUGCUGGCCGUGACCUUCAGCGGUGGCGACAGGCUGAUGAGGAGCAUUGCCACCACGGACUGGGAUUUGCAGCGGGGCACGGGGUGCACGGAAGGCCACACGGGCACCUCCGCUGCGGCCCCCUUGGCAGCCGGCAUGAUCGCCCUCAUGCUGCAGGUGCGCCCCUGCCUCACCUGGCGGGAUGUCCAGCACAUCAUUGUCUUCACAGCCACCAAGUACGAAGACCACCGCGCCAGCUGGGACACCAACCAGGCCGGACUCAGCCACAGCCACCAGCACGGAUUUGGCUUGUUGAACGCGUGGAGGCUGGUGAAUGCGGCCAAGGUCUGGGAGUCGGUCCCUUACUUGGCCUCCUACGUCAGCCCCGUCCUGAAGGAGAGCAGAGUCAUCCCCGCGGAGCCAGGGCGGCUGGAGGUGCUGUGGAACGUCACGGAAUCGGACCUGGACCUGUCCGGGAUGAGGACGCUGGAGCACGUGGCCGUCACGGUCACCAUCACGCACCCUCGCCGUGGUAACCUGGAGAUCCGCCUCCUCUGUCCCAGUGGCAUGGAGUCCUUGGUUGGGACGGCACGGAGCAUGGACACAGAUCCCAACGGCUUUGUGGACUGGACUUUCUCCACAGUGCGCUGCUGGGGCGAGGAGGCGCAGGGCACCUACCGGCUCGUGGUCCGUGACGUUGGGGACGAGGCACUACCACCAGCUGGCGUGCUGAAGCAGUGGCAGCUGACGCUCUACGGAUCCUCGUGGGCCCUCGCCGAGAUCCAGGAGCGGCAGAGGCUGCUGGAGGAGGCCAUGAGUGGCCGGUAUUUGGACAGCAGUUUCGCCUUGCCUUGCCCGCCUGGCCUGCGGAUCCCUGAGCAGGAGCCCUACACCGUCAGUGCCAACACCCUCAAGACGCUGAUGCUGCUGGGCUGCUUUGCUGUCUUCUGGACCUUCUACUACAUGCUGGAGGUGUUCUUGACCCGCCACAACAGCAGGGCCCUGGACCUGGUGGUCUGUGGCGGGGCCAGGCCCUGCCCCCACCCGUGGUCCUCCGAAGGCAGGACAGCCAAGAGCCUGGAGGAGGGGGCGGAGAUGGAGGAGACGGUCCCCUUGUACGGGGGCAAGGAGGCCGAGGCGGAGCCGCUCCCGCCGCGCGCCGGAAGCCCGGAGGGGGGCAAAGCCCGACGGGGCUCUGGGGACCGGCUGGCGGACUCUCCCAGGGCAGGAGCCGCCUACCUCACCCCUCGUGGCUUACUGGCGGCUGAUCGAGAGCACCAGGGAUGCUAAGGGCGCCGGCGGGCACCUCCUUCAGCCACUCUUGCCCCCCCGGGGUUCGGGGCUCGGCUCGGAGGCCUGACCAAGGAGCUGGAAGCCUGGUGGUCUCCCGGGCCCUUUUCUGCCUUUGGGGCCGGCGGGCCGGCCAUGCGCUCUCAUAGAACAGCUCUCCCCCCUCCGGUCCGGACUCCCCGGAGGGGACGGUCCAAGCGGAGCCUCAGCCUUUGAGGACGCCAUGUUGGCCUGUAGCUGCUGGGACUGCUGGGACUCGUGGGAGGGCAGACGCCGCACGCAGCCUGAGCACGGCGGUUGCUGGGCUGUGGCCUGGCCGUGGGACAGCCCCUGACCUGGGGGGAAGCACUUUUCGGAGCCCUGGCAGACGCCAGCCCCUGCCGGCCCACUGCCUCGCCCUGCUGCUGGGAAAUCCCCGUGCCCAAGAGGAGGCGCAGAUCCUGGGCUGAACGGAGCCUCUUUCAGGGCUGGGGCUUCCGCCGUUGCGCUUCGUGCUCCCUGGCGACCUCCCUCCCUCCCUCCUGGAGCCCACCUCCACCCCCACCCCCCGCGCUGCUGCCGAGGGGCAACUGAAGCCACGGCAGGCAUCGAGCGCGCUGCCUUGCUCCCCUUCCGGUCUGGCGCAACCCACGGGGCUGGGCUAGCCCAGCCCUCGCGAAGGACUGCGGGCUGUGCUCACUCUCGUAGGAUCACAGGAAUGGGCCUCCUUGCGGGGGCCGGGGCGGGGGCUGCAUGAGCCGCCUGCUGCUUAACUGGAGGAGGGAACGCCUGUGUCUUCUGGAGGCCUUUGCCACCUCUCCCAGUGUCGUCGUCUGGCUUGGGGUGGGGUUUUUUGAGUUGAUUUUGCUUUUUUAAAUUAACAUCAGAAGCUUUUCUUUGCGGCUUUCCAAAAUAAACCCAUUAAAACCAAA